This is a messenger RNA of Hemisphaericaspora subhashii, 987 nucleotides long. RefSeq lists its product as uncharacterized. NCBI's taxonomy places the organism in Eukaryota, Fungi, Ascomycota, Pichiomycetes, Serinales, Debaryomycetaceae. The record is from RefSeq and is a predicted model, not a curated record. The transcript has a single exon. Bases 1 to 987 code for a protein of 328 amino acids.
AUGAAGACUAUCUUAUUUUGUUUGUUGAUUUGGUCCCAAAUCACUGCCUCGGAAAUAGUUAAAACAUUCACCUUAAGAGCCACAGGUGAGGGAAUUACUGGCUUUUACUAUGUCGGUUCACUAAACGAGAAGUUAUUUGGAGAUAAGGAUGCCCUUCCUGUUGUAUUAUAUUUACAUGACACAGGGGAAAUUGAAAAUGUUUCAGGAGAAUUCUUAAAACAAGGUCCAUUCGCCAUCUUGGAAACUGAAGCCGUUGAGGACAGAGGAUGGUGGUUCGAAACUGUUGAAGAUCAUGAACUUUUAACCCAUGAUGGAACUUCGAGAUUUUAUUUUGGUACUGAUGAACAUUAUCAAAUGUAUCGUAGUUUUACUCUAACAAGGUAUGCAUUUACAUUCCCAGUAAAAUUAGAAAUUCAUAAUGCUGAUACUCAUCCAGGUCAAGAUUCUUCUAGCAGCUCAAAAUCAAGUACUGAUAUUAUUAGUUCACGUGUAAGCGAUGUAGAUUCUGGUGUCUCCAGUAGCAUUAUUAUUGAUGAUGAUCCAAGCGCUGUUGAUGGUAAAUCAAGCGACACUGUUGUCGAUGGGAAUGCAACACCCAUUGAUGAACCUGAUGAACCAACCGACAUUGAUGAUCCUGAUAACCCAAGUGAUACUGCUGGAGAUGUCCCAGUUGUGGGAGAAACCCCAAUAGCAGGUGAAGAUGAUAAUGUUCCACCACAAAAUGAUCAAGUAAACACCCAACCUGAUGGUCAAACCAUUGGAACUGCUCCACCUACAAAUACUGAUGGAGCUACUACUCCUACUACUCUCAUAGCAACAGGAGAAACACAUCCAGAUGAAGGACCAGAUGGACAAGUGCAACCCACAGGAACGGGUCAAGGAGGGGCAACAACUGCUGUGAUUACAACCUUGGUAAAUAAUGCUGCUAAGAUGGAAUUAAUUGGUAUGACUGGAUUAGUUAUUCUUAUUGGGGGUUUAAUUUUAUAG